This is a messenger RNA of Callithrix jacchus (white-tufted-ear marmoset), 7991 nucleotides long. RefSeq lists its product as uncharacterized. The record is from RefSeq and is a predicted model, not a curated record. NCBI's taxonomy places the organism in Eukaryota, Metazoa, Chordata, Mammalia, Primates, Cebidae.
CCUCUCUAGUGCCCACACUUAGAUAUCCUCAGGCAACUGGGGCAUCUUCAUGUCGACCUUUCUGUCAUGGUGAAGAUGCUCAACUACCAUGCACAUUGCAGAGAGACAAGCAGUAAGCCCUGCGGUUGCCUUUUCACAGGUGGAAUUCCAAUGCACCUGGUGAUGAAGCCACCUGAGCAGGUGAGGGUCCUGGUAACUUCUUGGUUUCCAGAAGUUUCACAUUUCAAGUAUCUGUCCAGUGUUAGGUUUUGAAGGGAAGGCGAGGGUCAAAGAAAGGCAGAGUAUUGGCAGCGCUAUAGCCAUUCAGAUUCUCUGUCCAGAAUAAGACCUGCAGAGAUGGGACACCAGGUUACUGCCAGUGCCCUCUGCUGCUUACAGGCUGGGGCAAUUAAAGGCCUGGGCGGGGGGCAUAGCCUGCUGCCCAGGAAUAUGUUGACGAGAUGUUCCAUAAUGAGGUGGUUUGUCCCUGUUUUGGGUGGGAUGUGAUAGGGUGUUCCUUGGAUCUUUGCCCAGCAGUAUAUGAUGGGGAUGUCCCUCAGCUGGGGCUUUGCCCGGCGGGGUAUGAUGAAAACAGCAGGUGGUGGACAGGAUGUUUCUCGCGGCCCGAAGCCCCGUGGAAUGUUUCACUUUGACUAGGGCCUGCAGAAUGGUGUGGGGCUUACAAAAUGGUGCAGUUUGAACUAAUAGGCAGCAUCAACAGAAAGAAAGCAACAAAAGACACUGUGGCCUGCAUCACUCACAGAACCGUGUAAUUCCAUCCUCACAACUCGCAAUGCCUAUACAACUGUCUUUCUCAUUUCAGAGCUGAAAGUAGUGAGGGUUGGUGUCAAAGUUCCUUCUAAGAGCCAGUAGAAUCGCCCUUCCACUACUCUUUUUCUGACUGCAAGACGUAUAAGCAGAAUUAUAGUUUUCAAAGAUAGGGGUUCUAGCCUUUCCCUCCCUCGACACAUGGGAUAGCCUAAGGAGAGAGGAUGGACUUUGCAGUCACACAGAUGUGCACUUACACAUCUGCAAAGUCCACUCCCUGCUAACUGACCUUGGGCAAAUUACCCCACGGGAUCUCAAUUCCCCACUAGAAAAUACAUAGAUAAUAAUAAAAAGCAACUAAAUGAUCACUUAGUGGCUGGCACCUACUCUGUGCUGGAUCUCCAGGUACAGCUGGAUGGGUCCACUCUGCACAUUUCUAUAGGAGAUACCUGAAGACCAGUUAUCUUUUACCUUCUGGACUUUGAGAGGAAUCAGGGAGUGCGAGGAUACUUUGACAUUGUUUAGAUCACAGAAAGUGUUUCACUGUUAAAUGUAAAAGGAGCAAGCAAACACCAAUACUCCCUGUUCAAGAAGGUUGGAGACACAGAAGAGGGAAGGGAUUGGAGGGAGGUUCCACAGCAGGGGCUGUGCCUGGUUGCUCCACCCUGAGGGAGCCAAGGAGGGCUUAGAAUGUUUGUGGUUUCCAUGGCUACAGCCCAGCCUGGGCAGCUGGAGGGAAGGAAGCGAUGGCCCAGGGGCGGGAGCCUGAAUAGAUGGAGUUUCAUCAUGUUGGCCAGGAUGGUCUCGAGGUCUUGAUCUCUUGACCUUGUGAUCCACCCACCUCGGUCUCCCAAAGUGCUGGGAUUAUAGGUGCGAGCCCCUGCGCCUGGCCCUCAGGGCGAUUCUCUGGCAUCCCUCUGCUGAGGGCAUUGGCUCUAGUAUUUGGCCGCCUUGGUUUACUCGGGGAAGGAUGGUUUGCUUCGCGCUGGAUGGAACAAGGCUCUCUGAGGAGGUUUACCUGAAGUGGAAGCACUGCAAGAUGCCAGGCGUGAAGACCCUGUGCAAUCUGAAGAAACUUCUGAACCAGCUUCAGAAAGACCAUCGGGAGGACAUCUACCUGUACAUCUCUGGACACCUGAACCCCAACAAGCUCUAUUAGACUCCUGAGACAGUCUUACAGCACUGGCCCAAUGCCAGACGGCCCUCGGAGCAGCGUGUCUCUGGGGUGGGAGAGCCGCCUGCAGGACAGGUGAUGAGGAUGAAGGAGGCCCUGGCCCACUUCACUAUACACAUGGCGCUGGUCCCCAGCGAUGCCCAGGACACGUCACUGUUCAGAAGGAAGUGCUCGCCAAGCAAGAUCUCCUGGGAAAUGACUUCACUGGGAGCAAGGUGGCCAAGGGCUAUGAGAAAAAGCUGCAGCAGGAGCUCCAGAAAAUUUGCACGUGCAGCCCUCAGCAGUUCAACAGACUGUACGUCUUUGGAAAAGUCUUUGAAGGAUGAAUACAAACUCUACAUGGCGACGCUCCUGGAGUCCCAGCCCCCAGUACAGUACGAGGCUCUUCUGGCUCAACUCAAGGGGCUGGAGCAGAGGCCAGUGAAGAUGGCAGACGUGGAUCUAGCCAGGGAAGAGCUGAGGAUGCUCGUGAAAGCCAUAAAAGCAGCCCUGGAGUGCAACGACAGAUACAAGAAGAUUGCCAUCUGCAGACCAGAAAGUGACCCCUCGGCAAGUACUGGAUCUGCUGGCACCUUCAUCUUGAACUGUCUAGCAUUUAGAACUGUGAGAAGAAAUGUUAGUUUUUUGGCUACCUAGUCUACAAUGAUUUGCUAUAGCAGCCCAAACUGACUAAGACAGAAAGUAUAGCCAUCUUAACAAUAUUAAGUCUUUCAAUCUAUGUACAUGAGAGAUCGUUCCAUUUAUUUAGGUCUUUAACUUCUUUCAGCAAUACUUGGUAGUUCUCAGUGUGUAAACGUUUCACUUCCCUGGUUAAAUUUAUUCCUAAGAGUUUGUUCUUUCUGGUGCUGUUUAAGUUAUUUUCUUAAUUUCAUUUUCCAAUUGUUCAUUGCUGGUGUAUAAAAAUACUACUGAUUUUUAUAUGUUGAUUUUAUAUAUUGCAACUAUUGAAAUCAUUUACUAACUCCAAUAGUUUAUUGGGGAAUUCUUUAGUAUUUUGUAUGUGAAAGAUGAUGUCAUCUGUGAGUAUAGAUAUUUUUAUCUCUUUUUUGAUUUGGAUGUCUUUUGUUUCUUUUUCUUGUCUAAUUGACUUAGCCAUCAAUUUCAGUACAAUGUUGAAUAUAAGUGUCAAGGUCAGACAUCCUUUUCGUGUUCCUGAUAUUAGGGGAAAUGCUUUCAGUCUUUCACCAGUAAGUAUGAUGAUGGUGGUGAGUUUUUCAUUAAUGCCCUUUAGUUUAGAAGCCCUCUUCUAUUUCUAGUUUGUUGUUUUAAAAAUCAUUAACAGAUACUGGAUUUUUUCAAAUGCUUUUUCUGCAUCAACUGAGAUAAUCAUGUCAGGGGUUUCCCACUCUUUGUUCUAUUACUAUGGCGUGUGUAGUGGUUCAAAUAGUAUCCCCCCAAAAUUUAUUCACCCAGAACCUCAGAAUGUGACCUUAUUUUGAGUAGGGUCUUUGCAGAUAUAAUUACUUAAGGAUUAAGAUGAGAUCAUACUUGGUUAAGGUGUCAUUAUAAGAAGAAGGGAGAACACACAGAGAUGGAGAUGUGGGCUAUGUGAAGACAGAGCCAGACAUUGGAGUGAUGGCAAAGAAUACCAAAGAUUGCUGGGAGCCACCAAAAGCUAGAAAGAUUUCUUCCCUAGAGUCUUCAGAGGGAGCAAGACCCUGCCAACAACUUGAUUUCAGAUUUCCAGCCACCAGAACUGUAAAAUAGUACAUUUCUAUUGUUUUAACCCACUCAAUGUGUGGGUAAUUCAUUUCACCAGAAACUAACAGAGUAUAUUACUUUGGUUUUCCUAUUUUAAUUCACCCUUGCAUUCCAAGGACAACUCCCACUUUUUCAUGGUGUAUAAUUUAGUAUGCUGCUGGAUUGAAUUUGCUAGUAUUUUGUUAUGGAUUUCUGCAUUUAUGUCCAUAAGGGAUAUUGGUUUAUAGUUUUCUUCUGAUGUCUUUGUCUGGCUUUGGCAUCAGGGCAAUACUUUCCUCAUAUAAUUAGGAAAUAAUCUCUCUUCAAGUUUUUGGAAGAGAUUGAGACAUACUAGUUUUAGAAAGAUCAGCUCUUUUUUAAAGUAUUUGGUAGAGUUCACUAGUGCAUCAUCUGGUCCUGAGCUUUUCUUUUUGAAAGUUUUUUUGAUGACUGAUUUGAUUCCCUUUUCAAAAGUGUAUUCAGAUAUUUUAAAUUUCUUCUUAAAUUUUGAUAGCUUGAUUCUAGGAACUUGACCAUGUCAUCUAGUAUACAUAGUUUGUAAUCAUUUAUAGCAUUCAUAACCCCUUUUACAUCUAUAAGAUUGACAGUAUUGUCCCCACUUUCAUUCCUUAUUUUAUUAAUUUGAGACUUUUCUCCUUUUUCUUUGAUCAGUCUAGCUAAAAGCUUAUUAAUUUUGUUGAUCUUUUCAAAGAAUAAACUUUUUAUUCUGUAGAUUCUAUUGUUUUCAUGUCCUCAAUUUCAUUUCUUUUUGUUUUCAUCUCUUAUUUUUUUCCUUCUGCUGGCUGUGGAUUUAGCUUUCUAGUUUUCUCUUCUUUUUUUAGUUCCUCAAAGUAUAAAGUUAAGUUAUUACUUUGAGCUUUCAUUUUUUAAAUAUGAAUUCCCCACUGCGGGCUUUUGCUUUUACUAUACUUCAUAAGUUUUGUUAUUGUUGUGUUUUUAUUUUUAUUUAUUUUAACAUAUUUUAAAAUUCAUCUUCAAAAUAUUUCCCUAGUGAUUUCUUCUUUGAUUCAUUGGUUGUUUAAAGAGUUUGUUGUUUUAUUUCUACAUAGUAUUUGUGAAUUUUCCGGAUUUUCUUGUUGUUGAUUUCUAAUCUCAUUCCAUUGUGGUCAGAGAAGAUACUUUUUUAACUUUUAAAAUUUAUUGAGACUAAAUUUGUGGCAUAACAUUGGUCUGCCUUGCACAAUGUUGUAUGUACACUUAGGAAGGUGUAUUUUCCUCUUGGGUAGAGUAUGCUACAUAUUUCUAUUACGUUUAGUUGCUUUGUAGUAUUAUUCAAAUCUUCUAUUUCUUUGUUUAUAUUUAGUUUAUAUUUAUUUUGUAAUAUAUCUAUUAUUGAAGAAAGUCUCUAACUUUUCUGUUGACUGCUGGUCUCUAUUAAACUAUUAUUAAACUAUUUCUCCCUCCCAUUCUUGUAGUUUUUGCUCAACAUCUUUGGGGCUCUUUUUAGGCACAUAUGUUUAUAAUUGCUCCUUCUUGAUGGAUUGACACUUUACUAUUCUAUGUCCUUGUUAGAUGUGUAGGCUCGUGUUUGCAGAGAGUUCUAGGAUUUGAGGGUUGAUCAAGGACAAAGACAUGACCAUAAAAUGCAGUUACUAUGUAACAUUAAGAGGGCAUAACAGGUAAAGCACCUAGCAAAUCAAGAAACAUUAGCUCCCUGGGAGACAAAACAUAUUAAUAAUUGCUUUGCCAUCUUCCUUCUAGGCCCAUACUAAGGGUUCACUGUUUAAUAGUGAAAAUUGAAAAAAUCAAGGCUGUGACUCUAAAAUUUUGAUGAACAAAAUCACUUUUUGAGUAAUAAUGGAAGAAAAUGUGCCUACUGAAAUAGGGUUAAAAGUUAGUCUUAUAUUUUUCUUACAAAAACAAAGGUUUGAUAAACAGACUUAUUUUUGUAUACCCAUUGGGUACUUGAAUAAAAGUGCUCAUCAAAAUGGAAAUACCUCUACUUCUUCUGUCUUCCAUUCACAUCACUAUGUAUCCACUAACAUUGGAGUCCCACAUCUCAUUUGUUAACAACUCCUGACCACUUUGCUUUUCCUGAACAGUUCUUGAACCUGCCAUUCUAUAUUCCCACUACCACUGCUUCAGUUUGUGCUUACAUUUCAUACUUGGAUUAUCAAAUGGCCAAACUAGUCUUUUUUUGCCUCCUUUUUGAUCUUUUUCUAUAUUUAUUUUCUAUUAUGCCUUUAGACUUUUACUAAAAAUGAAUUAAAUGAUGGCAUUGUUUUGCUAAUAUCAAUUAACAGGUGCUUCCCAUCACGUACAGGGGUGAUUUUUUUAAGAUACAUUCCUAGAAGACUCAAGACUCAAUAGAAUACCUGUCUCUAAGGGAGGGAAGACAGAAGCUAGAUGGGUAAGGUUCCCUUGUCAUCACUGUUCAACCUUCAAUCACAGUUGCUUAAUGUGUUUAUAUGUCUGUGUUUUUGUUUGUAAAAAGAAUUCCCAAAUUCAAGCUCUUUACAAUGUUGUUCAUAAACUAUUCAGAUUUAAUUUACCAUUGAUUGCUGUUCACAAGUCCUAAACUUCUAGCCAUUUCUAAGUCUUCAGUUUGCUGAAUUAGAAAUGUCAUUUCAUGCCUUCAUGUUUUGAACAGCCAUUUCUUCUACUUGUAGUGUUACUCUCUACAUGGCUUGGGAAACUUCUUAAACAACCUUUGCUUAGAGAUGAGGAACAUCUGUCAUGUCGCUAGGCAGUUUUAUUUCUCUCUCUGUUCCUAUAGCACAUUCUACACAAUGUCAUUAUAACCUCUACCACUCUUUCAUUUUUUCAUCAUUUACGAAUACCUGUGACUUUAGAUGAGUAACUUAACCUCUUUGGUUUCAUCAUCUUUAAAAUAGCGAUAAGUGUAACAUCUAGCUUAGAGAUGUUGGGAGGGUUUAACAUGGUAAUUCAUGAAAGGGCUUGGAAGACUGCCUAGCACAUUAGAUUGAUUCAAAUGUCAGAUAAAACAAUUAUUAGUAACACCACCACCACCACUUCUCAUCUACAUGGGUAUUUUAAACUGUGAGCUGUAAGGGCUUAUUUUUGUACGCCUAGCGCACAGCUCAUGUUGGAAGGAAUUGAUCUACAUUAUCUAAUAUGCAGUAUAAAUAUGGUCACUCAUUUAAUAUCCUCAGGUUGAAAUUAUUUGUUCCAGAUAUGGUUUGGAUAUGUGUCCCCACCCAAAUCUCAUAUCAAAUUGUAAUCCUCAAUGUUGGAGGAUGGGCCUGGUGGGAGGUGACUGAAUCAUGGGGAUCAGAUUUCCCCCUUUCCUUUCUGAGAGUGAGUUCUUCCAAAAUCUGGUUUUAAAUGUGUGUAGCACCAGACCCUUCUCCAUUCCAGCCAUGUGAAGAUGUGUCUGCAUCCCCUUUGCCUUCUACCUGAUUGGAAGGUUCCUGAGGCCUCUCUAGCCAUGCUACCAGCCUGCAGAAACAUAUGCCCAUUAGCCCUCUUUUCUUUAUAAAUGACUCGGUCUCAGGUAUUUCUUUACAGCAGUACAAGAAUGGACUAAUGCAGCUCCCUCAUGCCUUCAGCUUCUUUUUGCAAGACAUAUUAAUAUGAAUAGUCUACCUAAGAGUAUGCUUUUUGCAGAAAAUUAAAACAAGUUUGAUUUAUGUGGAUGUUAAAGAUAAUUUAUUUUUACCUAGUGUUUCAACAGACUCAUCUCUUUUUGUUUUUUUAGACAGAGCCUCACUCUGUUGCCCAGGCUGGAGUGCAGUAGCCCCAUCUCCGCUCACUGCAACCUCUGCCUCCUGGGUUCAAGUGAUUCUCCUACUUCAGCUUCCUGAGUAACUGGGGUUAUAAGUGCACACCACCACACCCAGCUAAUCUUAGUAUUUUUAGUAGAGACAGGAUUUCACCAUGUUGGCCAGGCUGGUCUCAAACUCCUGACCUCAGGUGAUCUGCCCCCGUCGGCCUCCCAAAGUGCUGGGACUACAGGUGUGAGCCACCACACCUGGCUUCAAUAGACUAAUCCAAUUGGAACAGAUACCCAUUGUGAAUGUCAACUUAACUGGCCCAUGAUGCCCAGACAUGUGGUUGAACAUUAUUCUGAAUGAUUCUGUGAGAGUGUUUUCGGAUGAGAUCAGCAUUUAAAUCAGUGGAUUUAAACAGAUUGCCUUUUCUAAUGUGAAUGGGUUUCAUCCAAUGAGUUGAAGUCCUAGAUGGAAAGACUCACCUCCUCCAGCAAAGGGAAACUCUGAUGCAGAUAGCCUUUGAACUUGAACUGCAGUGCAGUUAACCCCUGGAUCUCUAGCAUGAUGGCUUUCGGACUUGAACUCAACAUAGCUCUUCCCUUCCCUGGUCUCCAGUCUGCUGGCCCACCCUACAAGUUUGGACUUGCCCCCAAAACCAUGUGAACCAAUUCUUGAAAAUAAAUCUUUCUCUAUACACA